Hermetia illucens (black soldier fly) is the source of this 1110-nucleotide messenger RNA. Its product is annotated as cytochrome b-c1 complex subunit Rieske, mitochondrial-like. Gene Ontology annotation, biological process: mitochondrial electron transport, ubiquinol to cytochrome c. Bases 122 to 901 code for a protein of 259 amino acids. Lineage: Eukaryota; Metazoa; Arthropoda; Insecta; Diptera; Stratiomyidae. Gene Ontology annotation, cellular component: membrane. The record is from RefSeq and is a predicted model, not a curated record. The transcript is spliced from 3 exons. Gene Ontology annotation, molecular function: quinol-cytochrome-c reductase activity; 2 iron, 2 sulfur cluster binding.
AACCUGUCCAAUCGUCUUUUCGUGAACUGUCAACUCAGUCGCAAUCGUAUCGACGGGCACCUUUCGUCGAGGGCCUCAAUUGCAAAUUCCGACUAAAAACAGAAAUAGGAAUAAAUCAAAAAUGAUUAACGCCGUUUCGAGAGCCUAUUUGCGGGGAACCAGCCAGGUAGUGUCGAACGCUCUGAAACCUGUCGUCGCUGCAGUUCCAGGUCAGGACAAAGUCGUUAUUAGCUCUAGAGCUCCCGACAGUUCAUUACCCAAGGGGUCCAUCCAAGUAAAAACAGGACUUACAACCGCAACUCAAGUCCGUUGUGCACACACCGAUCUGGCGGUACCUGACUUCUCGCCAUACAGGCGCGAAGCAACGCAACGACCUGGCCGCAAAAACGACACCCAUGAAGAUCGCAAAGCGUUCACUUACAUGAUGGUGGGUGCCACCACUGUGGGAACGGCGUACGGUGCAAAGGCUCUCGUCACUCAGUUGGUCAGCUCCAUGAGUGCUUCGGCCGAUGUAUUGGCUUUGGCCAAGAUCGAAAUCAAACUUGCCGACAUUCCCGAAGGCAAGUCGAUGACAUUCAAGUGGAGAGGAAAGCCCCUCUUCAUCAGGCACCGAACCGGCGAGGAAAUCAAUACUGAAAAGUCUGUUCCAGUGUCCACGCUUCGUGAUCCACAACAUGACGACCAACGCGUUCAGAAAUCUGAAUGGCUAGUCGUCAUUGGGGUGUGCACCCAUUUGGGAUGUGUGCCAAUCGCAAACGCUGGGGACUUCGGAGGCUACUAUUGUCCAUGCCACGGUUCCCAUUAUGAUGCUUCAGGCCGCAUCCGAAAGGGUCCAGCUCCCCUCAACUUAGAAGUUCCUCCUUACGAAUUCCCUGACGAGAACACGCUGGUCGUCGGUUAGAGCCUUCGACUGCUUGUAGCUAAUUCGCUUAUAAUAUUAAUGAUUGUUUACCGGAGAAAACAGCAAGAAAAUUGGAUAACGCGACAAGACGAAAGUGAAAACCGGUUAGCGUAUAAAGUUAAUAUCAAAACAGUAUGAAACUUGAAAGUGUGUUUCGAUAAGAGCUGAAACUGUUCGAUUAAUAAGAAAUUAAAGUGUAACAUCUUAAA